Striga hermonthica is the source of this 704-nucleotide messenger RNA. NCBI's taxonomy places the organism in Eukaryota, Viridiplantae, Streptophyta, Magnoliopsida, Lamiales, Orobanchaceae. The record is from the annotation of a GenBank genome assembly.
CAAGGCUGAACCAGAUGUUAAAAAGAAAAACAAGAAGAACUUUGGGAAAGCACAAUUUCGGAACUCCUCUAAAGGAUAUGAAAAUACUCCAGAGUCUCGGGCUGCUCGUGAUCAAUAUUCGGACAAUGUCAGGACAGGUUAUCAUGCCAUUUAUUCCGCUGGAGCAGCCACCAUAUACGAGGAACUGAAAGGAAAGGGAAUUAUCCCAGACCCGAGGCCUGUGAGAACUCUUGAAGACAAGUUGGAUAAAACUCGGUACUGCGCAUACCAUAAAUCUCCAGGACAUAAUACCGACGAGUGUCUUGGUCUUCUGUCGGCACUCUUACGUUUAAUCGGACAACCCCAGCUUCAAAAGUUUCGAAAUUUUGAUAACCGCCGGAAAGGAAGGCCCUUAGAUCUUUCAGACGACGAAGAUGAGGACAACCGACCUGCUAACCAGAAAAGGGCUCGUGCAAACGAUAAGGAAGUUUUUACGUUUUCUACUCAUGUCGGAACUUCGACCGACAACCACAGGAAACCUAAGAUACAUGAUCCCGCAGAUUUUUCACAUUGCAUACCUCGAGUCAACUCCAAUAACAAACAGUUAGAUACGUCUCGACGGAAAGUCAAAGCUUAUGCUCGGGAGGCUCAGAAUGCUGAGAAACGAGUCAUGAAUGUUGAUCUCCGAGAUACCAUUAACAAACGGAAUUUCCCUAUUACGUUCA